This is a messenger RNA of Lagenorhynchus albirostris (white-beaked dolphin), 5421 nucleotides long. RefSeq names its product NIMA related kinase 1 (gene NEK1). The record is from RefSeq and is a predicted model, not a curated record. Gene Ontology annotation, biological process: protein phosphorylation. The coding region runs from base 411 to 4190 and encodes 1259 amino acids. Gene Ontology annotation, molecular function: protein kinase activity; ATP binding. NCBI's taxonomy places the organism in Eukaryota, Metazoa, Chordata, Mammalia, Artiodactyla, Delphinidae. The transcript has 35 exons.
UGGAGUCCUGAGCCUGAACCCGGAGCGCAUCUCCGCGUUGCCGGGUAGCCAGCGCCCGCGUGGCGAGGCUGGGGGACGAACCGGCAGGGAGCACCCAGCCCCAAUGCGCCCGGCCCGCGAGGCCGCCGGCAGCCGCCUCUGAGAAGUUGGGGGGCGGCGCCCGGGGAACACCCCACGCCACCGCAGCCGUUGCAGGGGGCUCGGAAACCGGUUUGUUUCGUCCGGUGGCGCAGACCCGUGUCCCGGGGCGUUGGCCGGAGUGGCGCGGGCUGCGGCCCAAUGCCCUUUCUGGACCGCGGGGGGGUGCCUCGGGCUAGCUGAGCCCCGCGGGAAGGCGGCGACCCCCGGACGGUGCCCGCCCACGGCCUGGGUCCUGAGCCUAUCUGUUAAGAUGCCUUAGAAAAAGAACCAUGGAGAAGUAUGUUAGAGUACAGAAGAUUGGAGAAGGUUCAUUCGGAAAAGCCAUUCUUGUUAAAUCUAUAGAAGAUGGCAGACAGUAUGUUAUCAAAGAAAUUAACAUCUCAAGCAUGUCCAGUAAAGAAAGGGAAGAAUCAAGGAGAGAAGUUGCAGUGCUGGCAAACAUGAAGCAUCCAAACAUUGUCCAGUAUAGAGAAUCAUUUGAAGAAAAUGGCUCUCUCUACAUAGUGAUGGAUUACUGUGAAGGAGGGGAUCUGUUUAAACGAAUAAAUGCCCAGAAAGGCAUUUUGUUUCAAGAGGACCAGAUUUUGGACUGGUUUGUACAGAUAUGUUUGGCCCUGAAACAUGUACAUGAUAGAAAAAUUCUUCAUCGAGACAUAAAAUCACAGAACAUAUUUUUAACCAAAGAUGGGACGAUACAACUUGGAGAUUUUGGAAUCGCUAGAGUUCUUAAUAGUACUGUGGAGCUGGUUCGGACUUGCAUAGGGACCCCAUACUACUUGUCACCCGAAAUCUGUGAAAACAAACCAUAUAAUAAUAAAAGUGACAUUUGGGCUCUGGGUUGUGUCCUUUAUGAGAUGUGCACACUUAAACAUGCAUUUGAAGCUGGCAAUAUGAAAAACCUGGUACUGAAGAUCAUAUCUGGAUCUUUUCCACCCGUGUCUUUGCAUUAUUCUUAUGAUCUCCGCAGUUUGCUCUCUCAACUAUUUAAAAGAAAUCCUAGGGAUAGACCAUCAGUCAACUCCAUAUUGGAGAAAGGUUUUAUAGCCAAACGCAUUGAAAAGUUUCUCUCCCCUCAGCUUAUUGCAGAAGAAUUUUGUCUAAAAACAUUUUCCAGGUUUGGAGCACAGCCUAUACCAGCUAAAAGACCAGGUUCAGGACAAAGCUUGGCUUCUGUUGUGUCUGCUCAGAAAAUUACAAAGCCUGCUGCUAAAUAUGGAGUCCCUUUAACGUAUAAGAAAUAUGGAGAUAAAAAAUUACAUGAAAAGAAACCACUCCAAAAACAUAAACAGGCCCAUCAAAGUCCAGUGAAGAAAGUGAAUCCUGGAGAAGAAAGGAGGAAACUGUUUGAGGAACCAGUAAGGAAGAGAAGGUUGGAAUUGAAUGAAAAAGAAAAGAAACAAAAGGAUCAGAUUAGCUUAAUGAAGGCUGAACAGAUGAAAAGGCAAGAAAAGGAAAGGCUGGAGAAAAUAAAUAGGGCCAGGGAACAAGGAUGGAGAAACGUGCUGAGUGCUGGUGGAAGCGGUGAAAUGAAGGCUCCCCUUUUUGGCAGUGGAGGGGCUGUGGCUCCAUCAUCUUUUUCUUCUCGCGGACAGUAUGAACAUUACCAUGCCAUUUUUGAUCAAAUGCAGCAACAAAGAGCAGAAGAUAAUGAAGCUAAGUGGAAAGGAGAAAGACACGGCCGAAGGCUUCCAGAAAGGCAGAAGGGGCAGCUGGCUGUGGAAAGAGCAAAGCAGGUAGAAGAGUUUCUACAGCGAAGACGGGAAGCGAGGCAGAACAAGGCUCGGGCUGAGGGGCAUAUGGGCACCCUGCACAACCUGGCAGCUCUGUGCGAAGGCAGGCGCAGCUCUUCACGAGGAGGGAAGCCGAGAAGCAAAGAGGAAGAGGUUUAUCUGGCAAGGCUGAGACAAAUAAGACUGCAGAAUUUCAAUGAGCGCCAACAGAUUAGAGCGAAGCUUCGUGGUGAAAAGGCAGAAGCUGACAGCUCCAAAGGACAGGAAGGAAGUGAGGAGUCUGACGUGAGGCGUAAGAAAGUGGAAGUGCUGAAGGCCCAGGUGAGCGCCCGUGCGGCUGUGCUGAAGGAGCAGCUAGAACGUAGGAGGAAGGAGGCGUACGAGAGAGAGAAGAAGCUGUGGGAGGAGAAUUUGGUGGCCAAAGGAAUAAAGAACUCUGAUGUGUCUCCACCUUCAGGACAGCAGGAAACAAGUGGCUCUCCAUCAAAGCAACAGAUGAGACCUGUUAUUUCUGUGACUUCUGCUUUGAAAGAAGUGGGUAUGGACAGAAGUUUGACUGAUGCCCAAGGAACCUCAGAAGAAAUGCAAAAGACUAACAGUGCUAUUUCGAGUAAGCGCGAAAUACUACGUAGAUUAAAUCAAAAUCUUAAAGCUCAAGAAGAUGAAAACGGAAAGCAGAGUCACUCUGAAAUCGGUGCAAUAAUUGUUCACGAAGACGCCAAAGAGCGGGAAAAAGAAAAAUCGGUUUCAUCGGAUCGCAAGAAAUGGGAGGCUGGAGGCCACCUGGUGAUUCCUGUGGAUGAAUUGGCACUGGACACGUCCUUCUCUGUGACUGAAAAACGUACAGUGGGAGAGGUUAUUAAAUUAGAUCCUGGCGGAUCUCCAAGAAAAGUCUGGGGGAAAAGUCCUAUAGAUUCUGUUCUAAAGGUACUUGGAGAAGCUGAACUACAACUUCAGACAGAACUAUUGGAAAAUACAACUAUUAGAAGUGCCACAUGUGUUCAGACACGACAGGCAGAAGAUGGAAUUGAUGUGGAGUUGGGGUUUUGCCGUGAAUACCAGAUUUCUCCUCAAGGGGAGGAGUGCAAACCCUUAAUUACUGGAGAAGAAAAAAUAAAAUGUAUUUCACCUGAAAUGAAUCCAUCAGCUACUGUUGAUUCUUCUGUUGAGACAGACAGUCCAAACUUUAGUGAGCCAUCUCCACAGACGGCAUUGAAACCAGAAGGAAAUUUGGAUGAGCCUGAUGACUUGGAAGCAGAAUUUCUACAGGAGCCAAGUAGAGCAGACGGGGACGGUGGCUUGCAAUGCCCUGUACUCGACGUGUGGGUUAGUGAGAUUAAAGAAGCAAAGGAGGCUGAGUUGGAAGAUAGGAUCACCAUUCAGCAAAAUGAAGUUUCUGAAGAUGGAGCCCCGAGGAGCAUGGAUCACCUUGGUGAAGUUCAUGUAGAACCUGGAGUGGAUGGUUCUUCACACUCUGAGUGUGAUGUAGAUGAAUCUAUGCAACCAGAACCAUUUUUCCAUAAACACUUGAAAGCAGCCUCUCAAGUCCAGUCAGUCCUCUGUUCACCAGAAGAAUUCUCUCCACUUCGAUCUCACUCUGGUUCACCACGAAGAAAUAAAAAACAGAAUUCCUUGCUGAUUGGACUUUCAACUGGUCUGUUUGAUGCAAACAACCCAAAGAUGUUGAGGACAUGUUCACUUCCAGACCUCUCAAAGCUGUUCAGAACACUGAUGGAUGUCCCCAUUGUCGGAGAUGGACGUCAGGACAAUCUUGAAAUGGAUGAAAUGGAAGAUGAGCAUGUUAAGGAAGGACCUUCCGACUCUGAGGACAUUGUGUUUGAAGAGGCUGACACAGACUUACAAGAGCUUCAGGCCUCCAUGGAGCAGCUGCUGCGGGAGCAGCCUGGGGAGGACUACAGCGAGGAGGAGGGGUUGGGCCUGAAGACCAGCGACGCGGAGCAGGCCGCCAACGGCAUGGACGCGGGCGAUGAGGACGACAGCCCUAGCAGCGAGAGCGCUCUCAACGAGGAGUGGCACUCGGAUAACAGUGAUGGUGAGAUAACUAGUGAAUGUGAAUACGACAGUGUCUUUAAUCAUUUAGAGGAACUAAGGCUUCACCUAGAGCAGGAAAUAGGCUUCGAAAAGUUCUUUGAGGUUUACGAGAAAGUAAAAGCUGUUCAUGAAGAUGAAGAUGAAAAUAUUGAGAUUUGUUCAACAGUGGUUCAGAAUCUUUUGGGAAAUGAACAUCAGCAUCUUUAUUCCAAGAUUCUUCAUUUAGUUAUGGCAGAUGGAGCCUAUCAAGAAGAUAAUGAUGAAUAAUGCUCAGAACGUUUAAUCCUCAACGGAAUGAAAGCAUUUAAAUUUUGGCUCAUCAGAAUAACAAGCUUCAGUGGGAAAUAUAGCGAUUUUUUAUAAAUGAAAUAUUAGAUUUAAAAUGAGCAUGCUGAUUACAUGAAAAUGAUGGAGAAACAUGCCAUUUUUCAAUUAAGAUUCUAGUUUUUUAUCUAUUUUAUUUUGUUUAUUGAGUUCUAUAGUUAUCUCCUACAGAAUAUACACUUUAUUAAAUGUUCCAACCAAAGUGUAAAACACAGUGAUCCAGACUGGACUCAAUGGCUUUGAAGAAGAUGUACCAUGCAGCAAGGUAAUUUUUACUUUCAGCAAAUGUCUUUAAGUUGAAAGAGUAACUUCUGUUGUGAAAGACCUGCCUUUGCUUUUUCAAUUAUGCAUUUAAGCAUGACCCUUUUUUCUGUCUACUUGUUUUCAUGGCCAGCAAUUCUAGAUUAAAUAACCUUGUCAAGGGCUCUAUUUAAAUCUUAACAUUUCGAAGAUGGAACUUUUAGCCUUAAAGUUUAUAUUCUCAGUCCUUUUUCAACCAGUGUGUCUCCUGAACUAGCUGAAUGGAAACAGGCUAUAAAAACAGUCUUAGAAGUCAUUGAAAAAUUUGAUUACGAAAGAAUAGCAAAAAUAUAUUUCCUGAUAUUGAAAAAGUUAAUUACUUUUCUUUCUUUUUGAGGACCAGAACAAGGAAGACUAUAUCUAAAAAUUAGUCUGUGAAUUUUAACAUUGAUCUAGCAUAUAACAUAAAGUUGCCCUUUUGAUUUUCAGCUUCCUCUCAUGCAUGUGCUUUUUAAUUGAGAUUCAAAAGAAGAAAUGAAUCAUUUUUAUUUUGACAGUGUGACAGUUUUGGUAACUAGUAUUCCAAAGGGGGGAAAUGUUUACCUCUUUCAAUACCAUUAGGAGAAGAUUUUGUUAGGUCAUUAAGACAAUGGUCACACAGCUUCAAUUGCGGUAUGCCAGGUGUUACAUCAUUAGAGAUGUCUGAAGUCCAGAUGCUUUUAGUAAUAAAAGCAGAAUUUUGGAAACUCUGAGAACAAAGAAGCCUUAUUGUCAUUAUCUAUAAUUUGAACAGAAGAAUUGUAUGUUGCAGCACUAUCAGUAGUAUGCUGAAUUAAUUAUGUAUAUUAUUUCUAACAUCCAAAGCUAAAUACUUGAUUUUUAUAUGUUUGUUUAUUUUAUGAUAUUGCUAUUAAAUUUUUACUCUCUACCUGAA